Molecule: messenger RNA, 2612 nt
Organism: Arabidopsis thaliana (thale cress)
Lineage: Eukaryota; Viridiplantae; Streptophyta; Magnoliopsida; Brassicales; Brassicaceae
Product: Transducin/WD40 repeat-like superfamily protein
Exons: 7
Coding region: 231-2201 (656 amino acids)
Source: RefSeq, marked reviewed
CCACAAAGAAUUUUUGCGAAUCUGUGUUUACACUUUACACACUCUGGUUUUGUCAAUGAGAGCACGGGAGCUGCACACGACUACAUAAGCCCUAGUAAGUGAAGCGGCAAAACCGGAAAAGUUAAAAACAUGAGGUUCCAAAAUUGAAAAGACGAGAGGGAAAAAGCAAUCCCCACUACGCACGAUCGGGCGGGAAUAAAAGGGUGGGAAGAAGACGAACCGAGUCUGCAAUGGCUACGACGGCGAUGAAUAAACCUAAAAUUGAACAAGGGGAAGAAGUAGAAGUAGAAGCAGAAGCGAGAACGUUCUCGACUCAAAUCCCAGAUGAUAGAGAAGCUCUUUUAGAGUUUAUGGACCAGCGUGCCAAAUCAAUCCAACGCCUUAAAGACCAAAUCUCAAGUUUGGAUAGGAAGCUUGCUGAAGAGAGAAAACUGAUGGCAGAUGCGGAGGCUAAAUUUUUACAAAUUGAUCGUGUUGGAAAUGGUAUCUUUUCUAAGUCAAAACCAAAAGCGCCUGGUAAAACUGGAAGUAUACUUGGUAUAGCAGAGUUCUGGAACGAGGGAAAUAAGACGAAGACUGCCAAUGAAAACUCUACUCCACAAUCACCUAGUGAGAUGGAAUCCUUGAAAUUGCCAUCCAUUAUCUUACCGCCUUCUUUUAAACGAAGAGCUUCUGCUACCGUCAGAGCUGAAGUAAAUGAGACCACCCAAGCUCAACCCAUGGCUACAAGGGAUUAUAACAUUCCAAGGGAAGACACAUGUGGCCCCGAGGCCAAGAGACCUCGUAGUAUUCCUGAUGAAGUGGUAAGGGAAACCCAAGAUCGAGAUAAGGAAACUCAACCCAUGGCUACGAGGGGUUAUGAUGUUCCAAAAGAAGAUAAAAGUGGCCCUGAGGCCAGGAGAUUGCGGAGUAUUCCUGAUGAAGUGGUGAGGGAAUCCCAAGGUCGAGAUAACGCAGCUCAGCCCAUGGCUACAAGGGAUUCUAAUGUCCCAAAGGAAGACAAAAGUGGUCUUGACAAGAGAUCUCGUAGUAUUCCUAAUGAAGUUGCUCAAGCUCCAGAUAACCACACUAAUAAGGAUUUGGCAAAGCCAAGGAUCAGAGUUUCUUCUAACAUUUCUCAACAAGGACAACAGGAAAAAUCUGAAUUCCGAGGACAUGAUGAGUUGAUAGCACUUAUAGGUAGAAGCUCUUUGCGUCCCACAAUUGAAGGCCGUACUGCCGGCAUGCUACCAAGUUGCCACACGAAAAGAAUGAGAAGUCUUGCUCUUUCUCCUUCCAACCGUGAGCUAUUUGCUACAAGUGCAUUGGAUGGGGCUGUUCAUUUCUGGAAGCUUCAGUCUGAUAGGUCCACCGCUACUUUGUUUAAGACGGUUAAUCGGGUAGCAGUAGAUCAGAAGAAAUGGGCAGAAGAUAUAGCUUGGCAUCCACAUAAGAAUGCACUUUUCUCCGUGUAUACUGCAGAUGAUGGUCACCCUCAGAUAUCAGCCAUAUAUCUGAAUGAAGCUGGAGAGAGAUGUGAGUCGCAAUUUAUGGAGGACAGGCCUCAUAGCAAAGGUCUUAUCAACAGAAUCAUGUUUACGCCUUGGGAUGAUCCUUGCUUCAUCACAGGUGGGAGUGACCAUGCAGUAGUGUUAUGGCGGGAUCAGUGUGAGAAUAAUGCGUGGAAGCCGACGCUUCUGCAUAGGGACUUGCAUUCGUCGGCUGUGAUGGGAGUUACUGGAAUGCGCCAUAACAAUCACGUCUUGUCAUGUGGAGACGAUAGGAGAUUUGUUGGGUUUGAUGCCCGAGAAGAAAAAGUCACAUUUAAACAUAGACUAGACAACAGAUGCACAAAUAUAAUGCCAAACCCGCGAGAUGUUAAUCUUGUCAUGGUUAACACGAGGCAGCUAGACCGGCAACUGCGGUUGUAUGAUGUUAGAUUGCCUCAGACAGAACUAUUUUCUUUUGGGUGGAAGCAAGAAAGCAGUGAAUCGCAGUCGGCUCUAAUUAAUCAGUCUUGGUCUCCAGAUGGUUUACACAUCUCAUCUGGUUCUGCAGACCCCGUGAUCCACAUCUUUGAUAUCCGAUACAAUGCACCGAGCCCGUCUCUCUCGAUGAAAGCUCAUAAGAAAAGAGUGUUCAAAGCCGAGUGGCACUCUUCUUAUCCGCUGCUCGUCUCCAUCUCAUCAGAUUUAGCAAUUGGGAUUCACAAGCUAUGGUGAAAACUUGUAAAGCCAUCACCUGAAUUUGAAGGCCAUUAACUUCUGAAACAGAACUUGUCUUGGCAAGUUGGCACAAGGUGUUGAUUGGCAAGUAAGAACUGAGUACAGCACGCAGGCUGGAUACGAAAACUGUCUUGGGAGUUGCAUAGGUCAGUCCAGGGUCUGAUGGCUCUUGUCUUUUGAUUUUUUUUUUUAACUGUGGGAAACUCUAGCUUUUUAGCUGUCACAUUUUGCGGGGAUUACAACAUUACAAUGUACAGUAUACAUUUUUGAGGGCCAACUCAUUGGAGCCAAAUGUCCUCAGAUUUUCUGUCUGCUAUAAUCCUCAACCAUAGUUAGCAUGACAAAGAGUUGCAACAUCUAUAUCGAUUGGUCACAAAAAAACUUUUGUAUGAUUGCAUAAAGAUUCCG